AUGGCGAGGAGGCUGGACGUGGCCGCGGCCGAACUGUGCACGUGGCUCGACGGGUUUGCCGAAGCCUCCGUCGUGUACGUCUGCUUCGGGAGCAUGGUGGUGCUGCUGGAGCCUCACGCGGCAGCAAUGGCCGCCGCGCUGGAGCGGACGUGGGUGGCCUUCGUGUGGGCGGCCGGCCCCGCGGCGUCGCUUCCGGCGGGGUUCGAGGAGCGCAUGGAGGCCUUCGUGUGGGUGGCCUUCGUGUGGGCGGGCGGCAGGGGCACGGUGGUCCGCGGGUGGGUGCCGCAGGGAGGGGGCUCGCCGGCAGAGGGAGCGAGGGGAGGGCGUCGCGGGUCAUCGGAGUAG
Miscanthus lutarioriparius is the source of this 345-nucleotide messenger RNA. Lineage: Eukaryota; Viridiplantae; Streptophyta; Magnoliopsida; Poales; Poaceae. The record is from the annotation of a GenBank genome assembly.